Molecule: messenger RNA, 1473 nt
Organism: Apaloderma vittatum (bar-tailed trogon)
Lineage: Eukaryota; Metazoa; Chordata; Aves; Trogoniformes; Trogonidae
Gene: KLF3
Product: Kruppel-like factor 3 (basic)
Exons: 6
Coding region: 90-1127 (345 amino acids)
Biological process (GO): regulation of transcription by RNA polymerase II
Molecular function (GO): DNA-binding transcription factor activity, RNA polymerase II-specific; RNA polymerase II cis-regulatory region sequence-specific DNA binding
Source: RefSeq, a predicted model, not a curated record
UCUGUUCAGAAAUCCAGAGAACAAGAACUGUUUUUCUACACAGUUUUGGCCAGGACAUCAGAGGCAUCACAACAGGUGAAUAAAAAAAGAUGCUAAUGUUUGACCCAGUCCCUAUCAAGCAGGAAGCCAUGGAGCCUGUUUCAGUGUCAUACCCGUCCAAUUACAUGGACCAAAUGAAGCCAAACAAAUACAGCGUCAUUUAUUCUACGCCGAGCAUGUUGCACAACAAAUUCUACUCAAACCCUGAAGGACUAUCAAAUGGAAUCCAGAUGGAGCCAGUAGACCUUACAGUGAACAAGCGGGGCUCACCACCUUCCACUGGAAGUUCUCCUUCCCCCCUGAAGUUUCAUAGGAGAACUUCACCUGGAUUGACUCUGUCCUCACCCAGCUCACCUCUCAGUAAAUUCACGCCGUCACCUCCAGGAGUACAACCUCUUUCCAUGCCAAUAACGAUCCCACCUGUAAUGGCCGCUGCUCUUUCGCGCCACGGACUAAGAAGCCCUGGAAUCCUCCCAGUUAUACAGCCGGUGGUGGUCCAGCCGGUUCCUUUUAUGUAUGCUCCCCAUCUUCAGCAGCCCAUCAUGGUGUCCACAGUUCUCGCCGAUGAGAUGGAAGCUCCAAGCAGCAUGCCAGUGCCUGUCAUUGAGUCUUAUGAGAAGCCUACAUUGAAGAAAACAAUCAAAGUAGAGCCAGGAAGCGAACCAUCGAAGACUGACUUGUAUCCUGAGCAAAUGUCACCUCCAAUGAUGACCUCCUUGUCUCCCCAGCAAGUAAUGGUGCAAGAGAAUCAUCCUUCAGUUAUAGUUCAGCCAGGAAAGAGGCCUUUACCUGUGGAGUCUCCGGACACGCAAAGAAAACGCAGAAUACAUCGGUGCGAUUACGAAGGCUGCAACAAAGUCUACACUAAAAGCUCCCACCUGAAAGCUCACAGAAGAACCCACACAGGUGAAAAACCGUACAAAUGCACUUGGGAGGGAUGCACGUGGAAGUUUGCUCGUUCUGAUGAACUAACACGGCAUUUUCGCAAGCAUACAGGAAUCAAACCUUUUCAGUGCCCAGACUGUGACCGUAGCUUUUCACGUUCGGACCAUCUUGCUCUUCACAGAAAACGCCACAUGCUAGUCUGAAUGUCUUCUGUCCCUGACUCCUGUCACACUUUUUUUUUACACAUGCAUUUUGAUUUGGAUUCAGCUGGACUGAAUCUCUGAGUUUAUACCAUUAAAAGCUUACGUAUGGUCAGUAACAGAUGUUAUCUAACCCUUCCAUGUCCUUGCCACGGGUCAGACCUAAAGAAUGUGAACUUUUUUUUUUUUUCUCCAGGGGAUGCUAAGCAAACCCUUUCUGCAGACAGUAUGUUUUAAUAUAUUCCAUUGUGAAUAAGGGAAUUUGUAAACUAACAGCUUUUGUUGGUUUCUUCAUAUAAUCAACCCAGCAUAUACUGAUAAAGUAGUAAACGUUAUUGAAUAUCCAAAA